Plectropomus leopardus (leopard coralgrouper) is the source of this 957-nucleotide messenger RNA. Lineage: Eukaryota; Metazoa; Chordata; Actinopteri; Perciformes; Serranidae. The record is from RefSeq and is a predicted model, not a curated record.
CGAGGAGAAGGCCAUUAGGGAAGUGGUGGAUAAUGUGCUGUGGCAGAUGGCGGCAGACAGGAAGUCCACGGCGCUCAAACAGCUGCAGGGUCACAUGUGGAGGGCGGCGUACGCUUCUGGGAGAAUCAAAGGCGAGGUCUAUCAGGACGUAAUUCCAGCCAUCAAAAGAUGGAGAGGACAGGGACUAAAAGUGUACAUUUACUCCUCUGGAAGUGUGGAGGCACAGAAACUUCUGUUUGGAUACUCUGUGGAGGGAGACGUUUUAGAUUUAUUAGACGGUCACUUCGACACUAAUAUAGGAGCGAAAGUGGAGAGCAAAAGCUACGAGAGGAUUGCAGAGAGGAUCGGCUGUCAACCAGAGGAGAUCACAUUCUUGACCGACGUCACUCGAGAGGCUAAAGCUGCGGAGGAAGCGGGCGUGAACGUGGUGGUGGUGGUGCGGCCCGGAAACAUGGAGCUGACGGACGACGAGAGGGCCCACUAUAACCUCGUCAAGUCCUUUAGUCAACUUGAACUGACGGGACGCGCUUAACGCAGAGCGCGGAGGACGACGGGGAGAACUUCUGAUUUCAUAACGACCUCUUCUCCUCUUUGCCCCCCCUCCUUCUCCUCCCUCCUUUUUGCAACUCUUAAUGUUUUUUUUGUUCCACGUUGACAGCUGAAGAGUUGUAGGAGAAGCGGUAAGAAGUCAGUGUAUCAGGACGCCUUUCUCACGUUUGGAAACAGAUCUUCGGAGCGUCGCUCUCACUGGACCGUUCGAUCGAGCGGGAACAGAAAAGCGGCAGAUAAGAAAGGAAACUGCACACCUGUGAAGUUACUUUUCACCUUUUAGAUGAACCGCAUCCGGUCGCCGAAAACUCCAAAAACUUUCAAACUGUAUGUGUCGUAUUUGUAAACACGUUCCAUCCAUUUUCUCCCGCCACACACACACACACACACACACACACACACACACAC